GGUUUUGACUUCAACGUCUCUGGGCUUUACAUCUCUCAGAGAUCUGCAAAUUUCAGUGGUAAUAUAACCAUCUAUGAGAGCUGCAAAGACAUGCCAGGAGUUCUUAUCUGGUAUUUCAGCCUGCAGUUCGCCAACAUGUUCCUGGGCAUCCCGGCCAACAUCACAGUGCUGUGGCUCAUCCACAAGAACAAGAGAGACUCCUCCACCUCGGAUAUUUUCAUUGUUCACCUGGCAGUUCUUGACGUGCUGUUUUGUCUCAUCCCUCCGCUGGAGCUGGCCAGCAUCGUUUUCCUCACCACCAGCAGCACCUGGUACGUCCUGCGCUUCUUCUACGGCAUAAAAGACUUCUCUCCGCUCUUUCUGUCCUGCAUCUGCCUGGACCGUUACAUCGCCGUGAUCCACCCCAUCUUCUUCACCAGGCUGAAGGACCAUCCGUACAGGCCGGCGCUGGCCGUCCUGGUUUGGCUCAUUAUUCUGGCCUACGCUUCAGCUAAAUGUGUUGGAAACAUUGUGCAUUUUGAACUGGUCUUCACAGUGAUGAUCCUCUCAACGUUUGCUUUCAUGGUGUUUUGCAACAUAGUGAUUCUCUGGGCCCUGAAGCAGUCCAGGCCCGGCCAGGACGCAAAGCAUCCGGUGAAGAAGAGAGCCUUCAACUUGGUUCUGAUAAUCCUGGCCAUCAUUGUCUUCAACUACUUCCCUCCUGUUGCACUGCUCCCCUUUCAAGAAUACUUCUCUAAAGACGUAUUUCGCUGCUAUAUACACUAUGUCGCUUUUGGCUUGAUGGACUUUAGCAGCACCAUUCAACCUAUGCUUUAUCUAUCCAAGGAAAAGUUCCCAUGGAGACUCCACUGCUGCAGAACCACAACCAACGAGACACAAACAAAUUCAGUCUCACGAGAGAUUUGGUGCUUAUCCCAGCAGACACAGAACGUCAGCGAGGGAUUAUUCUGAAGAAACCAGCGGAUUACAGAACACAACGAAGAACAGGGGAGGCAUGCAUUUCCAAUUUGCCUGUGCAAAAACACAAAACAGAACCAUUUUUGAUUGCAAUGACAUAAAUGUGCAACAGUAAAUCACAAGAAAU
Molecule: messenger RNA, 1084 nt
Organism: Xiphophorus maculatus (southern platyfish)
Lineage: Eukaryota; Metazoa; Chordata; Actinopteri; Cyprinodontiformes; Poeciliidae
Gene: hcar2
Product: proteinase-activated receptor 3-like
Exons: 2
Coding region: 91-951 (286 amino acids)
Biological process (GO): phospholipase C-activating G protein-coupled receptor signaling pathway; positive regulation of Rho protein signal transduction
Cellular component (GO): membrane
Molecular function (GO): G protein-coupled receptor activity
Source: RefSeq, a predicted model, not a curated record